Sapajus apella (tufted capuchin) is the source of this 1105-nucleotide messenger RNA. RefSeq names its product zinc finger protein 620-like. Lineage: Eukaryota; Metazoa; Chordata; Mammalia; Primates; Cebidae. The record is from RefSeq and is a predicted model, not a curated record. Gene Ontology annotation, biological process: regulation of immune system process; negative regulation of transcription by RNA polymerase II; regulation of cytokine production.
UUGGUGAUAGGGGAUGAAAUGAGAACUGAGAAGGAAGGAUUAAGUCCAAAGGAGCAUGUGUCCAAAGAAACAGAGUCCUUCAGACUGAGUGGGGGGCUGCCAGGGACUGUUUCCCAGCACUUUAAUUUUGGGAGCGGCCUAGAGCAGCCCCGAGGUCAUUGGAUAAUUAAGACAAAGUCAAAGAGCAGACAUUUGACAGAUACCUCAGCCAGGUACCAUGAGGCCUCUGUGGUCAAGAAUGGAGAGAAGUUUGAGAGAUUAGGAAAAAAUAUCAGUGUCAGCACACAACUAACUACGAAGAAGACAGUUCCUAGUGGUCAGAUAGCUUAUGAAUGUGGGAAAUGUGGCAGAUAUUUCAUUCGAACGGCAGACUUCCACCGACAUCAGAAAUGUCACAUUGGUGAAAGGUCUUUUGAAUGCAAAGAAUGUGGAAGACUUAGAUAUAAUUUGUUACUUAUUCGGCAUCAGAUAAUUCACACUGGCAAGAAACCAUUUAAAUGUAAAGAAUGUGCAAAAGGUUUAAGUUCACACACAGCGUUGACUCAGCGUCAGAGAAUCCACACUGGAGAAAAGCCCUGUGAACGUAAGGAGUGCGGCAAGGCCUUCAGUAGCAGCUCGGUCUUCCUCCAGCACCAGAGGUUUCACACUGGGGAGAAGCUCUAUGAAUGUAAUGAAUGUUGGAAAACUUUCAGUUGCAGCUCGAGUUUCACCGUCCAUCAGCGAAUGCACACUGGGGAGAAACCGUAUGAAUGUAUACAGUGUGGAGAACGAUUAAGCUCACACACAGCCUUGACUCAGCAUCAGCGAAUUCACACUGGGGAGAAGCCCUUUGAAUGAGAGUGUGGGAAGGCAUUCAAUCAGAAAAUAGCCCUGGUUCGGCACCAGCCAGUUCACACUGGUGAGAAACCUUAUGAGUGUAAAGUGUGUGGUAAAACCUUCAGCUGGUGUGGAAGAUUCAUUCUGCAUCAGAAACUACACACUCAGAAGACACCUAUCCAAGCAUAGGGCUAUCCAUAGUUAGGCACACUGUGUCUCUCCUUUUUUCUGUUUAUUAUUUUUUUUGAGACAGAGUCUUGCUCUUUCGCCAGGCUGGAGUGCUGUGGCG